AUGGAGGAAUCGACGGGUGCUCCUUUCGGGCGAUUGGGAGUCGCCUUCGGGAUAGCCUGUAAAUUAAAGCAGCUGAUCGCAACGCAAGCCGAGAUCCAACAAGUGGAGAGGGUGAGGAGAAAGGUCCCUGCCGAGGAGAGGGUGUAUCCGCAAUUCCUCUUUACCGCCAAUCUGAUCCAGGCCCAGCUGGUCGAUCCUGCCGAGAUGACGGAAGAGAGGAGAGCUGCCGAGGCUAAGAGGAUGAACGACACCGGUCGACCCCGAGGACCAAACUCUGGCUGA
Molecule: messenger RNA, 282 nt
Organism: Prunus armeniaca (apricot)
Lineage: Eukaryota; Viridiplantae; Streptophyta; Magnoliopsida; Rosales; Rosaceae
Source: the annotation of a GenBank genome assembly